UUUAAAUUAGAAAUGAAGCUAUUUUUAGCGCUGGCGGUGAUAUUCGCUCUGACUGUAGCAGAUGAUCCUAUCAAGAUUGAGCUACUGGGAAUUGAACCUAGUGCUGGUCCCUUAUCAGGUAACACCAGGGUUAUAGUAAGAGCAAGCGGACUAGGAAUGCUUGAGUCGAAAUAUAAAGCUCCAAUGUGUAAAUUUGGAAGGAAUGAUAAAAUCGUAGAAGCAAGUUAUGUCAAAUGUACCCCUGAGCCUAGUAAAGUCUGGGAAAUGGAACCUCCUACAUCUGCGAGAACGGACACGUGUUUGCAGUGAGAGAAUGCACCUCCUGGAUUCAAAUCAGAAAUUGUGCCAUUUACAAUUUCUUUGGUGGGAGAUUUCUCAGAUGUAAUCAACUCUGUUGGAUAUAGAUAUUAUCAAGAUCCAAAAGUAUAUUCAAUUUAUCCAAGAUAUGGUAUCAAAGACGGAGGCACAAGAGUCGAUGUCUGGGGAGAGAACUUUUUGAACUUUGAAGAAUUCACUCGAUGUGGUUUUGGAUCCAUUACUGUCCCAGCCGUGUUUGUGAAUUCAAAUUAUAUGUAUUGCUUUUCACCUACCUCAGACGUUGUCGAGAAAGGUAUUCCAUUUGUUGUGACACUCAAUGCCCAACAGAAUACAAAGGAGAAUAUUGAUUUUUGGUACUAUAAUCGUCCUUCGAUCCAGAGUAUUUCCCCAACUAGAGGUCCAGAUGAUGGAGGGAAUGAAAUAAUAAUUCACGGAAACAACUUCGAUCCUUUCCAUCUGUACUCAAUCAAUAAUCACAACGAUACUUUUUGUAAAUUUGAAGGGCUUACUUUGAUGCCAGCUACAGUUUAUGAGUCAACUAAGAUAAGCUGAGCUGCUCCACCUUCUUAUGUAAACCGUCAGUCUAGAAUUGAAGUUACUUUGAACAACCAGCAGUUCACUGAUGACGGGCAGAUUUAUAACUAUUACAAACCUCCUUAUGUCUUUGAUAUGGAACCGAGACAAGGGCCCACAAAAGGAGGAACUAAUGUAACUUUGAUUGGAACAAACUUCAAAGAAGGAGUUCCAUUUAGAUGCAAAUUCGGUGAUCAUAUUACGAACGGUACUUAUAUUUCCUCUCACAAGGUAAGCUGUAUUACACCACCAAAUAAUAAGCCAGAAUACGUGCCUGUGAGUAUUGCUUUUAGUGAAGAUCUUUGGUCAUCUGGCCAAUCUAAGUUCUUGUACUACAAUCAGCCUUCUGUUUCAAGGAUCGAGCCAACUUGUGGUCCAGAGUCAGGGUAUACUCAAAUAACUGUUUAUGGAAAGAACUUCAUCAACCUAGGACUAGGAAGCGUUCAUUGAGUGUUUAAUAGGACUGUUCAUAUGAAUGCCACUGUCAUGGAGCAUGAUAUUAUCAAAUGUGAUUCCCCACCUGCUACCAAAUGGUACAAAUCAGAUGAUACUGGGCCUAAGUACUACUACUUGGAAAUUACCUUGGACGGAACUUUGUACGGAGGACCUCCUCAGAGAUUUAGUUACUAUAAAGAACCAGAAAUAAUUUCUGUUGAUCCAAAUCUUGGUCCAAUCCAAGGAGGAACUCAAUUAAAAAUUGGUGGAUAUGGGUUCAAUAGAGAUUCUUGCAACAUCACUGUUAGGUUUGGAAAUAUUUAUGCAAUCCCAUCAUCAGUGAAACCAAACGAAAUCGUUGUGAAGUCUCCUCCAGUGAAUAACCCUCAUGCGGUUGUGGUGGCAGUGGGGCUCAAUGGGCAACAAUUCACUAAAGAUAAGACACUUCAUUUCACUGAUCCCGAGAAUACUUUCCAUUAUUACGAGAACCCAACAAUUUAUGACUUCAGCCCAGAUGAAGGCCUAUCUAAUGGAGGAAGUGAGAUAUUGAUUAGAGGAAGAGGCUUCCAGCCAACUAAAUAUGAGAACGGGACCUUUAUAAAAACUCCUGUAUAUGUCAGAAUGCUCGAAAGAGGAACAAGAAACCCUCUUGGAAAGACUACUAAAGCUGAAUAUGUAGAAGAUGAGGAGAUUAGAUGGAAAGCUCCUCCAGCUCCUGCUGGAACUCAAGGAAUUAUUUCAAUUUCCCUCAAUAACCACCAGUUUUAUGAACUGUAUCAAAAAGAAAAAGGUUACUCUUUCAAGUACUUGCCUUCUCCUUACAUUUCUCACAUUGAUCCUGAAUUUGGAGAGGUUCGUCAAUCUGAAAAAGUAGUUAUUGAUGUCCACGGAAACAACUUUGAUUGCCCUAAUAACAAUUGUAACGAUGUCAAAUGUAAAUUUGGCACUGAUCCAAACUCAGUGAUUGUAAAGGGUCAGAGGAAAUCCUCGAACCUGAUUCAAUGUCCACUUCCCAACUAUCCUCAGCCCGAUGUUCUUGAUGUAGAAGUUUCUAUGAAUGGCAGAGAUUACUCGAAUAAUAAAAUACAUUUUGGGUACUAUGACCCAUUUGUGCUGAGGGUCAACCCAAAACUUGUCAGUAAGUCUGGAUCCACCCAGAUUGAAAUUAAAGGAUUUGGAUUUGUCGAUUCAACUGAAGUCGGAGGCCUUAAAGUUCUCUAUGAUAAUGAUGCUGACAGCUACUUUUGCACAAAUAAUAAGAAUAAAUGUGUAGUGGAUGCUGGAUUCGUUGAUAAGAACACAGUUAUUGCUCCAACUCUUCCAUUCACGAUGUAUACUGAUGGCAAUGGAAAGCAAAUUUCUGAUACUGACCCAGUGAAUGUAGAGGUUUCUGUAUUUAACGACAAGUUCACUCAAAAUCACAUUAAGAUCCAUUACUACGAUGAUCCAAUUUUUAAAGACGUUGUACCAGACACUGCCCCUGCAAAUACACAGUCACCAUUGAUGAUUGAGAGUAAUUUUAAGUUUGAUGUGAACGACCAGAAAACCUUUUUGGAGAAUGCUGAGUUUAAAUGCAGAUUCAGGUCUCAAGAUCAGAGAGAAGAGAUCUUCACUCAUGGACAAGCUAUAAGUUUUCCGUACAAAACAGGGGCUCCUCCAACCCACAUCAAGUGUAAUACUCCAAUCUGGCCUUUAGCUGGUAGGAUUUCUGAGCAAGUAAAGAUGGAUGUUACUGCAAAUGGAAAUGACUUCUACGGGAGCUUUGACUUUACCUUUACUGAUAAAAUGGAAAUUUACAGAGUCGCUCCUCUCUGUGGUCCCAAUGACGGAGGAUCAGCUGUCCAAUUGCUUGGAAGUGGAUUCAAAGCAGACGAAGAUGUAAUGGUAAAAUGGGGAGUCAUUGAUCAAGAAAUACUAGAUAAAGACAAAAUUCGAGGGUUCUUAGGCUCAAAAUAUGAUGAGUCCAAUGACUUCUCAGGUUCUUCAGAGACAAUCAUUCCUGUACAUCAGAGAGAUAUUGAAAAAAAGAAGGUGUAUGAUACAUUGACAAUAAAUUCACCAAAGCUUGCACACGCAGCUAAGACUUAUGGAGGACCUGUGUAUUUGGAGGUUGGUACUAAGGAAGAUGUCCUAUCUAAUAUUCCUCCUGAAUUGGCUAAGUAUGCUUAUACUACUUCAUUCGCAGAAUAUUAUUAUUAUAAGCAACCAGAAAUCAAAAGCAUUCAUCCUCAUGGAGGACCUAUCGAGGGAGGAACCGAAAUUGUAGUUGAGGGAGCUGACUUCCAAUUAUUCUCAGAAUAUGGUGUGAUUCCACAUUGUAAAAUUGGAGAUAAAGUAGUAAAGGCUAAAUUUGAAAGUACAGUAAGAAUUAUCUGCCCUGCUCCUCCAGGAGACAGUGUUGACAAGAAAUAUCCUGUCAUGAUUUCCCUUAAUGGCAAAGAUUAUAUUGACACAGGAAAGUUCUUCCAUUAUUACAAAAACUCAAUGGUAAACGAAAUUCAUCCAACCUCAGGUCCAAACACAGGAGGAACUACAAUCAGAUUGACUGGAGACCAUUUCUCUGAUUUGAGUAAUCCAAACGAGUUCUUGUGUAGAUUCAAGCCAUUGAAUAAGGAUGUACCUCCAAAAUAUAUUUCAGCGAGAUAUUUCAACCAAACCACUAUUCUUUGUGCUUCUCCUGGAGGUUUUGGAAACGUUGAUGUUGUAAACGUAGAUAUCUCAUUCAAUGGUAUUGACUACACCAAUAGCGAGCAUGAGUUUAGAUACUACAACAUUAUUACUGCUAGUCCAAGAUCUGGCCCUACUGAUGGAAAUGGAGACAACAUCCAAAUCAAAGGACAAGGUUUCAAAGAUGACGGAAAUAUUAAGUGCAGAUUAGAUAACCAAGACUCACAGCCAAGUCAUAUUUCAUGGGAUGAAAUCUAUUGCCCUAUCUUACCAGCUAAGCAAGGGAAAGAUUUCUUUGGAAACGUCCCUUUUGAAAUCACGAUUAAUGGUGAUGAUUACCAUUCUUUCACUGGAGGUUUCCAAUAUUAUGAACAGCCUAAGGUCAGCAGCAUUUUUCCAAAGCAAGGACCUAAUGUUGGACAUGGAAAGAUUCAUUUUUACGGAGAUAACUUCAGGUCUGAUUUCCAACUUUCAGAAGCUUAUUGCAAAGUAGGAAGCUCAUACGGUAAAGCUAUUGUCAUCGACUCAAAAAAUAUGGAAUGUCAUAUUAGUGAGAUACCGCUCAAUGGAGGAGACCAAGCCUUGCCAGCACAAAUUUCUUUGAAUAAUGCUAGUUGGACACCUGUGAAUAAGGAUACUUACUAUACACCUUAUGGAAUCCACCACCUCACUCCGAACAGUGGCCCAAUCACAGGAGGUACAGAGAUCACAGUUGUAGGAUCUGGGUUCAAAGGAGCCAGUGAUCCAAAGUGAAGGUUCGGAGUCCCAGGAAAUUUUGCAACUACAUCAGGUAAAGUUCUGACAAAUGACAAGAUGGUCUGCCAAUCUCCAGCUGGAUUUGAUGUCCCAAAGCAAGCUUCAUUGCCUUUCUCUGUUCCAUUCUCGAUCGCACUGAAUAAUGAGGAAUAUGAUCCCUGGACAACAAGUGCUCAUCGGUUCAGGUUUUAUGGUGAGCCUGCUAUCACGGGCUGCACUCCUACAGAAUCAGAAGUUGGUGAGAUGAAGGAUGUAUACUUAUUCUCAGGGCAAGAUAAUGAGUUCAUCGAACCAAUCCCAGUUGAAGGCUCCCAGUACUCAGAUUAUGGAAUCCUCUGUAGGUUUGGAAAGUAUGGUCAAACACCAGGAGUAUUGCUUAACUCAACCACAGUCAAGUGUGUAACCCCAACAAUUCAGAAGAAUCCAGAAGAUUUGGAUCGAGAGGUUGUCACUGUAUCCGUGGCUCAAAAUGGACAGAACUUCAAUGAAUAUUCAAGUAGUUGUGAUUAUGUGUUCACUGGAACUGGAGAAGGCACUUCCUUCUGGCCUUGGAUCAUUGGCUUACUUCUAUUGUUUGUUCUUCUGAUUGCUAUUAUUCUCUGCGUUGCAGCAAUUCUGGAACAAAGAUCAAAGCAUUUUAGUAGAGAAGCACAUGGAGCCGAUAGAGAUCGCGAUGCACCACAUGUAUUAAACAAGAGACCUAGAGGAGUUCCCUCCGGCCCUAUGGAGUAUGAUUAUUUUGCCAAUCAAGAAAGCUUACAAGGAGCGAGUCGGUCAAACUACCGUGGAACCGAUCAUUUCGACACCAGAACAAACCGUGGAUUUUACUAAAAUUCUCUAAUUCAAUACA
This is a messenger RNA of Moneuplotes crassus, 5599 nucleotides long. The record is from the annotation of a GenBank genome assembly. NCBI's taxonomy places the organism in Eukaryota, Ciliophora, Spirotrichea, Euplotida, Euplotidae.